Molecule: messenger RNA, 1368 nt
Organism: Pyrus x bretschneideri (Chinese white pear)
Lineage: Eukaryota; Viridiplantae; Streptophyta; Magnoliopsida; Rosales; Rosaceae
Exons: 6
Coding region: 101-1153 (350 amino acids)
Cellular component (GO): chloroplast envelope; chloroplast thylakoid membrane
Source: RefSeq, a predicted model, not a curated record
UACUACCACGGAAGAGAGACGAUUUUCGAAAGAAUAAGGUUGCAGGGUAGAUUUAAGCCUGUCUCCUGCGACAAGCGAAUUGCGGUGAAGGGACUUUCUCAUGGCUUUUGCUUCUGCGACGUGCUUUUCUUCCCAACUGCAACUGCAACGGCUUCCUCGCGGCCUCGCCGCCAACAGUCCCUUAUUCGUAUUUCCUUCUCCUUCUUCUUCUAAUUGUCGUCGUUUCAGACCUCUCAGUCCGACACUCAGAGCAAGCAGACCCUUUUCCGCCGUUGUAUCGGCGGCGGCGGUGAAGAGUAAUUCGCAUUCGAAUUCGAAUUCCAGUGGAAACAAAACCAGUAAAGCAGCACCAGCGGAAGAAGAGGAUGCAGAAGAAGCAGUGGAAGAAGUGGAAGAGGAUCUACCGUGGAUUCAGGAGAAGGCCUUGGACGUGGUAGAGUUCACGGGCUCCGUCACACAGGCGAUUCCUGGACCCAGAGUGGGCACCAGCUCUCUCCCUUGGAUUCUGGCUCUCCCUCUCGCCUAUGCCGGUCUCACUUUCGUCAUUGCCCUUGUCAAGACCGUCAAAAAGUUUUCUUCCCCUCGACAUAAACGCAAGAAGCUGGUGAAUAAAAAUGCUAUGCUAUGUAAAUCAAUAGACGAAUUGUUUCAGAAUGGUGCAGAAGUCAAACCCGAUGUCUUGAACCAACUUGUGCAGAAGACUGGUUUUGGCAUGGAGGAAAUUUUGCGAAAGUACAUUCGAUAUACUUUGAAUGAAAAACCAUUCAACCCAGAUGUGGUUUCCAACUUAAUCCAGCUCAGAAAAGCUUCCAAGUUCGAUGACUCUCAAGUUGCUGAAAUUCUGAAUGAAAUUUCAAGAAGAAUUGUACGAGACAAAGGCCCAGUUGUAAUGGAUGUUUCAGGCUACACUGAAAGAGGUUUCAAGAGAAAAUUAGCUGUUCAAGCCCUGUUUGGAAAGGUUUUCUAUCUGUCAGAGCUUCCAGAGUUCUGUUCGAGGGAUAACUCCUUAAUUGUCAAAGAAAUAUUUGGUGUUACAGAUGAAGAUGCAGAUAAAUUACGGAUACAUACACUUUCUGAAGCAGGGGACAUAGAUUCGUUAGAAAAGAUGGUUGAUGGUUCAGAUUCAGAUGAUUCUGGCCGGGGCUCUCCUUGAUUCACAUGCACCACAUCCAUUUUGUUUGGCACGGAAAAGUAAAGUUGUGAAGGAGGAGGGAGGGCGUGUUAGUACCUCAAAGGCGCGCCUUAAAGACGUAUUCUCAUUUGUUACAUGAUCAUGUGGAAAUUUUUUGGUUGCAGUACAGCAUGAGUUCAAAUUUUGUCAAAGUUUUGUUUAAACUUCACUUUUAAAUAUGACACUAAUUGGAUUUA